Molecule: messenger RNA, 5620 nt
Organism: Rhopalosiphum maidis (corn leaf aphid)
Lineage: Eukaryota; Metazoa; Arthropoda; Insecta; Hemiptera; Aphididae
Exons: 1
Coding region: 171-1844 (557 amino acids)
Source: RefSeq, a predicted model, not a curated record
AGUGAUAGUUUGCAGCGGCGGGUAGCCUUUUACCGACCCCGCUUUAAAAAUUCGUUCUACAGGUGUCGUGCGGUCGCGUGUCCGAUGUAAAGUCGAGACUUUUCUACGAUAUCAGAAGUUCUGGACACAAUACUCGUAUACCGGGACUGACAUUGCAGUACUCCGUCACGAUGAGAUGGUCGACAAAGGCAUGUCUAAGCGCAAUCCUGCUCCUGCUGGUGUCGUCGACGGCGAACACUAGUUUCUGGGACACCAUUCCAGUGGUGUCGCAACUAAAGUCGGCCGUGCAGGCGAUCGCCGGCGACUCGGAGGCGGCGCGGCAGACACAAAUCAACUUCGCCAACCAGAUGCCGGUGGUAUCGCAGAUCAAGUCGGCCGUGGAGGCGGCCACCGGUGACGAGCAGGCGGCCCGCCGCACGCAGAUACACUUUUUGAAAAACGCAGAGACACUGGUAGACGGUACGCCGGUGGUCGGCCACAUCAAGGGCGGCAUACACAUGUUGGCCGGCGAGAAGGAACGCGGGCUGGACAUCAUCCGGGGCGCGACCAGCACCACUGGCGCCGUUAUCGGCGGCGUGCUGGGCGGACCGGCUGGCGCGGUCGCCGGUGGCCUGGCCACGGACGUGAUGAUAACGAACAUAGAUACGGCGGUCGCGGCCGCUAACGACGACGACCCGCAAAUCAAACCGUACGGCAUGGUCGAUUAUCUGAUGAACAUCGACAAGAAGUCUGUCGGCGAACACUUUGACGUGAUCACGGGCAUGGGCGCGGACGUGGCAGGCGGCAUGAUGGCGAAAAAAACCAGUGGCGGUGGUGGCAAAUCGUCCGCGGCGACGAAACCGAACAAGCCACUGCGAAUGACUAACGUCGAUCAGUCAAAACCCAUAACGUUCGGCGCCGGAGAGGGCAGCCGAACGCAACCGGGCGUGACCACCAUCGUCAGGGAUGGUGUAGAGGUGCACGCCAACAGUGUGGCGAUCAAGGACGGGAUGGAGGUGAACAAGUUCGAACUGGAGGUAGACCGGCCGGUGCAGGUACUGGACGACGCGGCCGAGUACGAGGCGCUCAGGCCCAAGCCCGGCGACAAACCAUUCAUGUCGGUCGCAGUCGACCUGGACAGCCCCAUGGUCGAGCGGAACCUGCACCCGGCCCAGUUCGACAAGACGGCGCUGGAAGUGUCCCGUCUGGGAGGCGGCGGCGAUGGCCAACGGUGGUUCACCCCGUUAACCGGCCUGGACGUCAAGUACCUGGACCGGGUCCGUCAAGUGGACUUCCGCGUCAUCAAUGACGUGGGCGGCACGACCAACUGCUACUUCUGCACUGCGGCCGCGUUCAAGGGGUGCUCGGUGAGCACGCUAACGACCGCCUAUCGCAUCAAGCCCAUGAGCGUCUGGAACGCCGCGUCCGUGGCCACCAUGGUGGACGUGUUCAAGCGGAUCGGGCUGUCAGGCACCACGUUCCGCCAGUUCGCCGACCGCACCGCCCUUAUAAACCACUUGGACGCGGCCAUCGCUCCCGGCAACAAGGCUUCGUACGCACUGGCCUAUGUCCACGCCGAUGGUGACCACGUGGUCUCGCUGCGGGCGUGGAAGAAUUCGUCGCCAAGCUCGCCCGUCAGCACUCUGAUCGCGGACUACCAGGCGCCGUUGCCCGGCAGACCGUUUUCGGACCGGUUCAAAGCGUCCGUGCCGGCGUCAAACAAUUACUUCCUGUUUUCGUUCGAAAAGGAAUACUUCAACACAGAACCGUUCAAUGGUAAGAAACUCAGCGGCGACAACAGCAUCAAACGGUUGGCGACGACCGACAUCGAGAGCCCAGACGUCGCGAAGCGUAAACUCGAGUAGGUAAAUCGACACUUGGAUCACAUAGGUACAAGGUACGCACAAUGCCGCAAUUAAAACGGGGGUACUGGGGGUGCCAACACCACCAAGGGGCCUCAGUUUAUAAUAAAUUGGGGUCCUGAAAUUUAUAAAAUAAGUGUAAAUUUGAGAGUAGGCAGUAAACCAUAAAAGCUUUAAUAUAAAUAAAAUUAUUUAUGAUUUUGCUAGUCAUAAAGCAAGAAAAACAAUUUUUCGUAAGUAAAUGCUAUUUUGUAAAACAUAUUUUAAAUUUUAACCACAUAGGUGUGUAUAAUAGUUUUAUUAUUUUAUGAAUAUCACUUCAUUUACUCAUAUAGUCAUUUGUUUAUAUAUUUUAUAGUGAUGAUAUGAGUCUCGUAAAUUUACGUUGUAAAAUUUUACCGGUAACUGGUAAGGUAUUAAGUUAGGUACCUAUUGUAGAUGCAAUACCUAAUUUUGGUAUAGGUGGUCAGGUGGUGGCGUAGUGCCGUAGCGAAUAAUGGUGAUUGGUAGUCCUUAGGAUGUAGCUAUAAAUGUUUGGUUAUAAGUGCCUACAUACAAUUUGUCCCGUAUUUUAGUGUAAUAAAUAAUUCACUUUUAAUGUUAAAUUUUAAUAUGAUAUGUGAUACCUACUCUAACGUAGGUAAUGCCUUUCGGCUAGAACCGCUAACAAAACAUAUACUUCAAUACUUCAUCAGGGAAAAAUAAAUUCAGAACACUUAUAGAUAUCAUGAAAUAAAAAUGAACUGAUUGCAUAAAGCAUAACAUAAAAAAUACUUUACACUACUUUUGAUUUACCAAGUGUUAUAAACUUGAAAACACGUCUACUUAUUAUUCGUCUAAAACGUAAUUUCUAAACAAUUGCACUGGUUUUAUGCUACACAUAACACAUAAACUUGGGGUGCCUGACUUGGACCAAAUCAAUUUUUCUUGUUUCAACUUCAAACCACUGUCUAAAAAAAAAAUGUAUGCAAGAGAAACGUGAAGACUGAGGACCGUACUCAACAUUUUAGCUUCAAUGUUGAGAAAUUAGAAUUUUAUGAAACAUCAUGGUUAUUGGCAUCGACGACCGUUUAUGAUUAAUUUUGGUGUAGGAGGCCCUACAAUUAUAGCUGUAGUGGUUCACGGACUUACAGUAAACGUGUGGGUUCCGCAGUUUCCACUUCCACUUACCUAUGUACGGCUAUGUCAUUCAUUGUAACUUGUAACGCCAAGUAUGUAGAUAAUAUCUAUACUACCCAGUGCCGAAACUACAAUUUUGAGGCCCAGGUGCCAGCUAAUUUUAGAGGACCCUAAUGCCUCUUAUUGUCAGUGGUGUCUAAAUUUUGAGUCGUUGAUGAAUAAAUGACCUAUGAUUUGAUGGGAGGGGGUAUACAAUAGUAUUCAAAUAUCAUACACCACAAAAUUAAAUAUUUAUAUGCUACUUUCUUUUAUAAUUUCAACUUCCACUCUACCUCAAAAACUUUUGAAACCUAUGGAACAACUUAGUUGGAAACAGUGUAUGUUUACAGGAUAAUAAAUUUUGUUAAGACCAACCAACACAAAGACAUUUUACGAUAUUGUAAUUCUUAGGUGAGUUAUGAGUAUGAAAUUAUUAAAUAUUUGAAAAUGAUCAUAAUUCACUUAAAAAUUAAAAUAUCGUAAAAAGCCAACGAGAGAACACAGAUAAUGUUCUUACCUAAAUGUUGAUAAUUUUUUUCAAAUUCACUCUAAUAUUAAAACUAAAAGCACACUAUUGAAACUGGUGAACGAAAAUUUAACAUGUGGUACGUGUGUAAGACAAAGACAACACAUUCGGGUGAGACGUCCUCUUAAAUAAUUUUUAGUAAUUUUUAAUUUAAAAAAUGAACGUUCUGCAUUUGCUACAGAGACGGCAAGGCCGUAACUGGGAAUUAAUUUCGGGGGGGGGGAGGUUGAACCACCAAACCCCCUUAGGUACGACCUUGAGUGACGGGCAGUGUUAGGAAAAUAAUACAUGCACUGAAAAUAUCUUUUAAAUAGAGGCCACAUCAUUGUCUAAAUGUCUAAUAGACACUGCAAAAGAUUUUUUAUGCUGUAUAUUGUUUUUAAAGAAUCUUUAAAUAUAUUUUUAAUGCAUAACAUUUGUCUAAUUAUAUCUGUACUGAUGUCAUUUUUAUAAAAUAUUUGAGCCAUAAGUUGCCCUUACAACAUCAUGUUCACUACACAUUAAAUUUGUUAGUUACUUCGUAUAAACCUGUGAACCUUUCUUUAAGUUGGACGAUCGCUGUAUGUUGUGGGUACAGAAACUGUAACAAAGAUUAAAAACUAACGAAGAUUUUCAUCAUUUAUAUCAAGCCUCCUAUCUAUAAAAUACAAACUAAAUCUAUACUACCAAACACGUAUAACAAAGACACAAAGUACGAAAACAAACGUUAACAAUAAAAUAUAAACGGUUGACGGUUCUCAUAAUCGAAUGAUGACUGAUGAGUGUUUAGUGUUUACUUAUUAAAACUAUUCACGACCUAAAUCGUGAUAUUACUACAUUAUAUAAUCAUAUAAUUUGUUGUGAUUGAUGAGUGUUGGCCCGUAUGGUGUUUCCAGUAUGUAUAAAAAUAGCCUUUCGGACGACAAUAUAAUAUCGCAUAAUUAUUAUUAUUUACAUUUUACGCUGAUAAGGAUUAAUUUUUUUUUAUAUUAUAUUUUGGAAAUUUGCUUAUGUAUAUUAUAUACAAAAAAAAAGUUCAUACAAAUCUGAGGCCCCGAUACAUACAUUUUGAAGGCCCCUCAGGCGGUAGUUGCGGCACUGAUACUACCUAUGUUCCGCGCAUGAAAUGUAGGCACAACACUUACAUAUGUUUGCGACGGUAUGUGCGGACUUUUAUGAAGUUGAAUUUAAAAUUAUUAUUCGUUGUAAAAUUAAUAGGUAGUUGAAUAGGUGGAUGAUUUUAUGAGGCUUGCUCAAAGAGUUUUAGAAACUUGAUUCUCCUAAGAGUAUAUUAUAUUUAUAUGUUUACCUACUGAUCUACAGAUUACCAUUAUAUUAUUAUAAUUAUGACUCGUGGUAAUUUUGUUGCAAAACAGCCAAAACUAAAUUCAAAUCAAUAGGUAAUCACUAUAAAAUAAUAUUAUAAUGUAAUAGUAUAGACUACCUACCUAUUACUUAACCCUACACUGCAUAGUGUAGACAUUUGGCUACAUACCAAUAAACAUUUUUUAAUUUAUCGUUGUUUUAAAAGUAUUAUUAUCCCAUUUUUUAAUUUUAAUUUUUUUUAUAUUAUAUCAAUAAUCAAUAUAUCUAACAUUCCCCCCUCCCGUUCUUUCUCAAAAAAAUAGUUUAAGUCCCCGACUUUAGUUUUUGACGUAAUUAUACUUCAAGGGUAACAAAAUUAAAGUGAUAUAUUUUUUUAUUUCUAUUAUCUACUGUAAAAAUAUUUUUUUUUGUUCUGUACGAGACUGUAGAAAGUAACAUAUGUAUGUAACUAAAUAAAUAUUUUAUCAAAAUUAAUGUGUGCCCUUUAAAAAUCGCCCCCCUCCCCUGUUAUCUUGGUCUAGAUCCACCCCGGGUCCACAUAGGGCGAUAAUUAUACUUUCACUAGUUGUACUAAACUCAAUAUAAAACCAAAUUUAUAGUUUAUACUCAUAACUCAUGAGCUGAUUGUUACAAUAUUUAAAAUAAAUAUUUUAGUGUUGUAAUUGAAUUAGAGUUAUAUCUACUCUAGAAGAGUACAAUUGAAGAUAAAUACUUGAUGAAAACGUCAAUUUGUCUAUAAACAAAAUAUAAAAAAAUAUGAUGUACAUAAUAAAGGUGCUAAUCUGUUUAA